AUGGGGAGGGGAAGAUGGCACACACAAGGCCGCUGCGAAGCGCUCGCCUCGUCGCCGUCGUCUGCUGCGUCUGCCUCAGCGUCUCACGGCUGUUCCACGUCUCUCUCGGACUCUCCCUCGUGUGUGUCUCCGCUCCAGGGUGGCGGGGGCGAAGGCAGGCUCGCGGCCUCUCACCCGUUUGCGGCGUUCACGUACGCAGGCGACGAGGCGGGCCGUCCGCCGUCUCUUCGCGGGACGCCAGUGAAGAGAUCCGAAAGUCGAUUGCCUACCCGGGGUUCGGAGACGCGCUUUGGCGGCAAGGCGUCUCGAGGAGACGAUUCGGUUGCUUUAGAGCGUGGCGAGUUGGGCGCACAGUCGCAUGUGGCUACACCGAAGAGGCCGCGCACAGCUCGCCGUGAGGCCGUCGCCCCCGCGAUGCUUCUUCCCUCGGUCCUGGCGGCGACUGCAGUAGCCGCGCUUCGCGGCGGGGGCGCACGCGUCCGAGGAAAGGCAGAGAAGCCCAAUGCGGUUUCGGCAUCUCACGGGGUUUCUGCUGCCGGGCGUUCUCCCUCGGCGUCUGCUUCACGUUCGCCUCGGCCUUCUUCCGACCCGCCGGGACCCGCUGUGGCUACGCCACCGACGUCUCCCCACACUUCGGGCCAUUCACAGCUCUCGUCCUUGUCGCCGUCUGACGUCACUCGUGGGGACAACGCAUCGCCUACAGACCAACGAAAGAGGAAUUCGGUCUUGGCGUUUUGGGAAGAGAUCGACAGACGAAGGACGCUGAGUCCCGCCGAGGUCGCGGCUGCCUUCGCAUGCCCCGUGUGCGGAUCCCAGGGUAUGCGAUUCGUCACGGGCCGAUACGGCGCCUUCCUAGGUUGUUCGCGGUUCCCCGCGUGUCGCGGGAAGCGGUCGGGGCGCGAGGUCGAGCUGUGGCGAGCAGGCGAACCCGCGGGGCAAAGGAAGAGGAACCAGAAACUGACCUUGACGUGCGAAAUGGAAUCGUGCACGACCUUUCGCGUGCAUGCACAAGGCGACCCUGAAGUCGGGGAGUUGCUCCGGCUGGCUUUGCCUGCAGUCAUCCGUGGUGCCACCGCGGCGUUCUGGGCGACGCAGCGCGCACAAGCGAGGGCUGGAGCCGGGAAAGGAGAAGGCGAAGCCGCCGAGGCAGCGCAACGCAUGCAGUGGCGCGUGGGAGGCCAAGACGGGACGGCGGAAGCUCCUGACGCAUGCUGGGGGUCAGGCGGCGAGCGGCCGAACGGAGAAGACGCCAGCGGCCAGGCGAGCAACGGCGUUGAGAGCGACGCCGACGCGAAGAGACACACCAACUUCCGCGUGUGCGCGAAGAGUGGAGGGCCAACUGGUCAACCUCCUCACCGGCCGCGGGGCUUGGAGAGAGGCAGCAGGGACUGCCCUUCGCGCGAACGCAUUCCAGACUUUCUGUGGCCCCGCUCGUGGCUGCCCCGCGUCGACCGUCUGAAGAGUCGCAGAGAGCCCUGGUCGGCGUUCUUGCCUUUUAUUUGCCGCGCGGGGGCGUGGCUGAAGCAGACGGGCGAAGCGGCGCAUCAGAGGCUCGCAACGAGCUCCUCCCACGCGUCGGACCGGCGCCUGCUGACGCGCAGCGGUUCAGAUUGCCCCAGCGGGGAUGUCUCGGCAGUGAGAAGACAAAGCGGAAGGGAGGAGCUCGACAGUGCCACCACGUGUUGCGACGAGGGCCUUCUGCGCGAGCUCCUCGCCAGCCUUCCGGGAGGCGCGCGAAGAUCAGAUGGAGAAGAAUGCGCCACACAAGGCCUGCCAAGCUGGGACUGGACGGUGGGCUCUCUCGCGCCUGCAAGUCCCCUUCUAGGUGGAGGCGUACGUCGUGAACACGCAGCGGACGGGGAAGCAGAGGAAGAAGCAGGCGCUCGACGGCGGGGGGAGUCAGUCGCGGUCCGUGGCGAGUCGCCAGGGGAAACACUGGGCGAGGACACAGACCCCUGGCGAACGAACGCGACGAGGAGAGAGAAGGGAGACGACGGCGAGGAGGCAACGGAGAAGGCGACGGGGAAGGAAGAUGUCCACGACCUUCCAUAUGUCGACGGCUGCGUCUUCCAGCUCGAGGCGUACGAGUGGAUCUUCACUAGCCUCGUCAAACACGCGAGCGAAUGGUGCCACGUUGCGCCAAUUCCAGGUCUCACACUCAGGUUCUUUCGAGAGUAUUACGAUCGCACAGGCCGAGGCGAAAACGCCUUCUUCUUGGGGGACCGCCAGACAGCUCUGGCAAUCGCCAAUCAUCGCAUGCCUCCUCUGCUACGCAAAUCGCUGUUCCCCUUUCAACUCGAGGGCGUCCUUUUCGCUCUGCAACGGAGUGGGCGGGUGCUGAUUGGCGACCAAAUGGGACUCGGCAAGACGCUCCAGGCUCUCGCGUUGCUUAGCAUCUACAGAGCCUUUCCCGUCCUCAUUGUCGUCCCAGCCUCCCUCCGACUCGUGUGGGCCGAGGCGAUUGAGCGGUGGCUACCCUCCCUCAGUUGUCCUCCGUCCUCGCUCCUCGUCAUCUUCGGUAGCGACGAUCGACCGGCUCUCCAUGCAGCCGCCCCCCACACGUUUUGUGCUGGCUCUCACUCUGUCGCUCUCGGUCCCCUGCUUCCCGCUGUAUCCGGAACUCCUCCCUGUGACACGCCUUCGUUCGUUUCCCCUGCCGACUCUGUCUCCGCCCUUAAACCUUCCUCGGCGUUGCCUGCGUCGUCUGAUCUCGCGGUCGCGUCCCCGUCUCUCGCUUCCCUCGCUUCUCUAUCUUCUUCCCAGUCUUCCUCGCCGCCUCGCUGGGCGCCGUCGUCAGCUGCGUUUCCGGUUUCCGCCAGCGCCCCACACGGACUGACCGCGUCGCCGCGGAUUGUCCUGACUUCCUACGAGAUGACGCGCCGCCUUCCCGACUUCCUCAGUCAAAUGAAUUUCCAGAUGGUCAUCGUCGACGAGAGCCACAAACUGCGCACACCAGCCAGCGCAGGAGCGGUCUCUGGCCUCGAGGCGGACAUGACUCGCCGCGUGCUGCAGCUGAUCAAAGCGGCGACUUACGCCGUGCUGCUCACCGGGACGCCGAGUGUGAAACACCCGUUCGACCUGUUCAGCCAGGUCGACGCGCUCCGGCCUCCCAUGGAGCCCCAGGCCUGGCGACAGAGACAGGCCCGCGUCAAGGCCGACUGGGAGAGCUUCCGGCGCGCCGCGGACCCUUCGGCGGCCUCCCAGGGCUGUGGGCGAGCCGGCGGCUGGACGAGCCUUUCGGACCCUCUCCGGCCGCCUGUGGAGCCCAACGCGAGUGCGCAGGAGCUGCCGACGGCGCCGGAGAGAGGGGCAACUCAAGGGGAACGUGCCGAGAGCGGUGAGAGGGGACAAGGCGGGGAGAGCGGUCCUGGAGACGGAGGGAUGGGGCCCGGACCUGAUCGCGCGUCGACCGCUGGUGCCCAGCCUGGCCUGAUGCACCUGAGGGAUGGUGACGAGGGAGAGGCAGCAAGGAGAAAGGCGACUGCGGAGCGGCAGCUGCCGCGACGAUAUGCCCACGAAGGAAAUAUUUUGCGAGCCGACAGGAUCCAGUUUGGCGUGCCUCCUGCCUCGAUCCCUUGCACGUUGGCCGCCGAGCCGAGUGCCCGCUCUCGACCUGCAUUUCCUUCCCGGUCCACGUUGCAUGCAGAGGAGUACUGCACGUCGAUCUUGACCUACGGGAGUCGGAAGCGCUACGGCAUUUCGGCGCGGAGCUGGGAACUUCAUCUUCUUCUUACAGCUGCAGUGCUCAUUCGCCGCAGGCAGUUGGGCUCCCAGACCCAGCCUCUGACGCGCGGUAGGCCCGAAGCUCCUCAACCCGCGCGACUUUCGUCCUUGUCGAGCCUCCCGCAAGGCAGCGCAGAGCCGGCGGUGCGGCACCGGGGAGCUCCAGCGUCCGCGAGUUCCCGCCGGGAUGUUGGCGAGCGGAGAGGAAGCACCGGCGGCGAAAACGGAGAGAAGCCCGACGAAGAGCGCAGCACGGGAGAGGACGGGGAGGGGCGAGGGCCCUCGGAGGGAGACUGGCGAGGCCCCAGCCAGGGUAAGGACGCGCGUCAGGGAGUCGAAGGCGAGGCACUCGCUGCAGAGUCACGAGGCGCCGAUCAGGAGGUGCUGGGAAGGCAAGACGAAGACGGAGUAUUCUGGCAGAGAGAAGCAAACCGCGUGGAGAUGAAGAGCCUCGAGACGCGUUCGCAAGACGACGGGUGCCCGGCUGUCCCACCCCCAUGCAUUCGAAUCCUCCAGUCUCUGCAGCUCGCCGGAGACAACCGAGCGGUGCAUGCAAUUGCGCUCGCCACGGUUCUGCGUCGGCCAGUCUUUUCGUGGCUUUGUCAAGGCGUCGCGGACCUCUGCGAGGAACGGCAGAAAUCGGCGAGGCGCGCGCUGGCGCGACAGACGGAAGCAGAGCUGGGCCUGGGGCGACGACGCGCAACCAAGGGCGAGAAGCGGCGAAGUGCGGAGCGCGAGACAGGGACGAAUGCAGGGUGCGGCAAGGGACCACGUGGCGGAGUCGAGAGGAGCCUCAGCGAGGAGGGCGGACGCGCAGGCGAAGAGGAAACGGAAGUGAGGGGAAGGAAAGCGCAUGCGGCUAGACGAGCGAGGAAGGAGGGCAAGGACGAGGGUGUGCCAGGGAAACGAAGGAAGACGGAAGGACUGGGAGACUCCCGCGGCGACCGAAAAAAGCAACGGCGGAACGAGGAGGACAGGCUUGGCCGAGAGGUGAGGGGGGACAGAAACGCGGGUGCGGAAGCACAACUGGAAGCGCGAGAAGAAGACGAAAACGGUGCUCAAGAGGAGGAAGGUAGUCAGGCAGCUGACGCACAAACUGCAGCAGUCGCUGUGUCGACACACCGAGGCCUCGAGUCAGUCGAAGGCAAAAGGCGACAGGCAGCGAUACCGCGAAACGCGUCCCGGAGGCGAGAAAAAGCUCAGAACGAGCGGGAGGUGCGCGUAGGUGUACGAACAGACGAGGCGGAAUCGGAGAGGGACAGCCAACCGGAUGUAUGCCACGCUACAAACACGCGUGGGGCUGCAGGAGACGACGCGUCGGUUGAUGGCGCGUCAAGAACACAGGAAAAGGCGGACGUGGAUCUGGAACCGCUGAACACAUACCCGGCGCUCGGCGGACGAGAACAGGAAGACGCGCGAUCAACCGCAUAUCUCCAUGCAGUUGAGAAAAUUACAGAUGCACUUGGCGGCAACAUCGACCGCUGGACUGUCAAGACAGAAGCAGAGCGAGUGGGUCUGUCGAAGGUGGAGAGCGCGCUUCAGUGGCUGCACGAGAAAUUCCUCAGAGACGACGCAGGAGACGACUCCGACGAGGACGACGAAGAUGGCAACGACGGUGGUGCGGUCGUGCAUGCAUUAGAUGUCGUGUGCGUCCCAUCUGCCGCAUGCACAGGGUCGCGCUCGACGAAAAUCGUUAUCUUUGCUCACCAUCGCCGAGUCCUGGACUGUCUCGAGCAAGGUCUCCGGGCAGUGCAGCAACGCUCGCACAGACGCGGACGAUCCGGAAGUUGGAGCGACCGAUGCGCAGCAAAGCUGAAGGACGAAGGAGACGCGCAUGAAGGGCCAGGCGAAGAUGUGACCGGGGCUCUGGGUGGAGAGCGGACACGCGGACCCGCCUUCGAUUUCAUCCGAAUCGACGGAAGUGUAACAGAGGAAGAAAAGUUCAAAAGACGGGAAACCUUUCACAAGUCGCCCCAAUGCAAAAUCGCCCUUCUCUCCGUCACAGCGUCGAGUCACGGUGUCGACCUCUCGAACGCCAACGUCUGCGUGUUUGUCGAGAUGCUUCCCGAGCAGCACGAGCUCCUUCAAGCCGAAGGCCGCCUUCAGCGGCGCGGCCAGAGGCGGCAGGUGACGACUUUCUUUCUGAUCAACAAGUUUCUCGGAGACGACGCAGCGGCAGACUGUCUGGGGGACGAGACGCCGGCUGAAGGCGACGACGGGCGGGUGUUCGCCAGCGAUGCAGAGAUACACGAGAGCCUUGAGCAGGCGACGUGGGGAAGACUCGCCAGCGACACGCAGGAAGGUUGCGAAGUGGAACAACGGCCCUCACGAGGGGGGCCGUCACAGGAACCCGAGGCAGAGACAUGCGGUCCAGUGCAGACGACGAAAGGCCCGUGCACCGUAGCGGAUAGGAAGCAUGGGAAACGGCCGCAGGCGCCCUCCCGUCCGUCUGCGCCGAGUUGCUCAUCUCCCUCACCCUCCUCUGCUGGGUUGUCGCCCGGGGCUGCUUCCACGUCUUAUCCAGCCUCGCUGUCCUCGUCUUGCCGCGCCUUCCGAUCGUUGUCCCCGUCGGUCGCGUCCAGAGCCGAGUCGGGUUCCCUCACGCCGGUGCCCCUCAGCGCCUUGCUUCCGCUCUUCCGGCGUGAAGUGGUGCGGGAGAAACGGCGCCUCCUGGCCGAGUGUGAGCGCAUCGACGUUUCGGCGUGGCGACGGUACUCUGCAUGCGCAGUCGCCAUUCACCACGUCGUCGACGGGCCGACGCGCGCGGUCGAGGGCGACGCCUUUCCCCUCAAAAUCCACUGCGAGGCUGACUGGGCAGGGACGUCGAGCCGAGGCGAAAGCGCAUGCGAGCAGAAGGCGUCUGGUCGCGAUGAUGCAGAGACGCGACUCGGAACUGACGCAGAAGGCGCGGAACGGAGUCAAGACUCGAGAGGUAACGGAGAUGGCAAGGCGAGACGGAUAGUAGAGCCAGCUGCGAUUGUGCAGACGAUCCCAGAAGAGACAGAAACCCCGGGAAGGCAGGGGGGAACUGAACGCAGAGACGGAGAGAGCGGAGAUAGCGCGACGGGACCCCACGCGCAAGGGUCGGAAAGCGCAUGCAACCGACGCCCCUGGAGAGGGGCGUUGCCGGUCUGGGAUGCCUCCACGACGAGUGCCUUGCCUGGGAGUACAACCGCGGAGGGGGUGAAUGACAGGAAGGACGAGCGAGACAUGGGGAACCCGUCCACAUCGCCUGAUUGCUUAGACGGCCUAACGUCCUUUUCUCAAUCCAAGUUGGUCGACGAAAGAUGCCAUCGCGGCCUCUGCCCUACCGCUGACACAUGCGAUGGGAGCGGCGACGUAAAGGGGAAGUGCGGGAUUCAUCCCGAGGCUAGAGACACACAGACUGUGCUGAGGAGUCCUGGGCGAACUGCAGAGACUGGCGCGAGAGGAACUCUGUUGAAGGGCGAAGCAGCGAACGGGGACGAUCUGCGUGUGGGGCGCGUGUCGUCGGAGGAUUUACGGUUCAUCGUCUCGCCUUACACGAAGCGUGUGCAUGUACUCCGAGAGUGGAAACAGAAGGCGAAUUUGUCCGGCGUUCAGUCACCGCCCGCACACCUGGUCCAUCAGUCCCAUUCUGCUUCAGACUGCUCCGCUUCCGGCUCGCAAGUUUCUUCGUGUUCACUGUCGCCCGCGCAACCGGUCCCCUUGCCUGCAGGGGACUGCAAGACGAACCCUCCGUGUGGAGACCCGUCCUUUUCUCUGUCUUCGCCUUCCGUUUCUCCCGCUGCCGCAGAAUUCCUCGCUCCUGUUCCUGCCUCGCCCGCGGGGCCCUCGUGUCCAGAGACCGAGGAUGAGAGACGGUGUCUUUCCUUCGCUUACGAGGCCUGUCUCGCUGUCGUCCCUCUGGGCGUCUCGUUUCCCGCGGAGGAACUGCAGGCGCCAGGCCCCGCCCCUCGAGCGGUCGCGUAUGACGACUGUGACGACGCCGUAGUCCCCGAGCCCUACGGUGAAACGUCGAUACCGUCGUCUUCGUCAGGCGCCCUAGUGCUCACUGCACAAAGUGGCGCCAGGAGGGCGAAGGGCGAGCGUGCCUCUGACAUGCUGCGGCAGUGUGCAGCCCGUUUCUACGCCGAGUACCUUUCCCUCACUUCUUACCAACGACGGAAACUGCGCAAGGUGUAUGCGCCUCUGGGCAUACACACCUGGCUAGCCUCUGCGGCGGCGUCGACAACCGGCAACACUCAUGCGGCAGCGGACCCUCGGAGGCUUCCUGCCUUGGAAGCCCUUUCAGAUCUCCAUGCUUUGCCUUGUCUUCCAACUGUCUCUUCCGGCCUUCCUUCCCCGUUUCCGGCACACAGGGCGCAUCUCCACGGCGAGGCGGUCCCGCACGAAGCCAUAAGAGACGCGACCAGACUGCUCCCGAGACACUGGCCUCGCAAGCUCCCGCGGUCCUUCCAGAACCUCCCGCCCCGCGUCUACUUCGAAGCCAUGCUGCGCAUGCAGUGCAUGCAGCACUGCAGUUCGCGGCACGUGGGAGAGGGGGAAACCCACGAUGGAAACGACCCGUUCUUGGCGGCGUCUGUUUGGGGGCCCGCGAAUGCCGGCAGCAACUACUUGGUUCCCUCGCGGUACUACCUGCCGACAGGGGAGAGGCCUGGAGAGCCCCCAGGCGUAGUGCGCGUCACGGCGCGUGGAGCCGGCAAGGCUGCAGGGGUCGGGCGCAAGGAGCCGCGCCUGCGCGGAGAUGAGGCAGGGUCAGAGACGCGAGAGGGGGACGCCGUGGAAAUUGCGGACAAAGGCGGAGAGGUGUAUUUACGAGACGAAGCUUUUCAUUCGGGCUCCACCGGAGCACCUGGGAGGAGUGACACCAGGACAGGACCGUUGGCACCCGCACGAGCACGUCGUGGUGAAAUCCUAAGCGGCUUCGCUGCAUCGCUGGACGAGGCCGAAGGUGCGUUGACAAGGCGGAAAGGACGCGGGGCCAGGCCCGAAGAACCCAACACGCUCGGAGACCGCGGGACGGAGGGUACGGAUAACACCGCUUGGGGGCUUGUGGCGAAGCUGGCGAAGACGAGCGACAGCGGGCCGAGAGAUUCCGGUCACUGUCCGGAUCUGCGGUGGGACGAAGACGAAGAGGACGAGGCCCGUGAGGAGUCCGUUUUCGAAGAAAGGACGGAACGUGGCGUGCAUGCUCGCGACGCCAAUCGACGGCACUCCCAGGGUCGUUCUGUGAACUGGGUCCUUCCCGCGACACCGCGGGGCAGCGGCAUGGCAGUCUCAGGCUCUUCAUCAGUUCAAUGUAGGGGCGAGGCCGAGAGCGAGCGCACGGCGGGCUUCGUACCAGGCGUGCGAGCGCCCGUGCGGGACGACGACGACGAUCAAGCCGUGUGGAAGGACCGCCCCGGAAGGGCGUUGUCGGCCCGAACUGGCCGGAGGAAGGGCCGGGGCCGCGACGUUACGGCGGUUCCAUCCGGUCUUCUGGACGUUCAGUCGAGCGCGUUGGAGAAUGCGUCUGAAGGUGCACUUCCUCCUUCUCAGCUCACCACGUCGCGCUUCUUCCCGCAGCCUCCGCGGCAAGAUUUCGCCGCGCUUUCUCAGGGCGUGCCUUCCCAUUCUACGUCGGGUUCUAGCUCGGAGCGAAUGGGUCGGCCGUCGGAUUUGUCUCCAUCUUCUAGUGAAACGAAUGAAGACGCGCGCAUCUGCUCAGGCAGCGGCGUGGCCCGCGCGCAGCGGACUCGUCGCUGUCCCGCUCUGGCACCCGCGGCGGCUUCUUGUCCUGCUUCGCCUUUACCGGGGGACGAUGCUGUCGGCGAGACGGAGCGCGAUGGCGACGCAAACCACGGCCAGGUGGAUUGCCGAUGCCCGAAAGACGAACCGGACUCUCGCGUUACCUAUGUCAAGGCUCUGGUCACCUACAGCCGCCUUGGAGGCUCUUCCGUCACCUACUAUCAACCUGUUCUUCUGCGUCCGGCUCGUCCCGCUGUCAAUCAACCUCCGCCGCCGAUCGAGUCGCCGGCGAGCAGCUUCUCCAGAGGUCCUUGUGUCGGCCGCAGUCGCGAUUCGUCGGAAGGCGAUCGUCCUGAGCGAGUCGCCUGUUCCUCCUCGCCCCCGCAGCCUCUUUGUCUCAUGUGUUUCCAACCUCUUGUGGCAGUGAGUACCACACGCAAGUGGUGCAAACGAGCCGCGGAAACUGGCGGAGGGAAGACGAAAGCGAAGGAGGAAAGUGUGGUGUCUCACGCAGCGCCUACUCCAGCCGGAGCGGACAAUGCGGAUGGCAGCGACGCGCCUAAGGACAGGGAAGAUGGAAAAGCGAACGGGGACGAGAAUGAGGUACAAACGGAUAGCUACAGCAGCGACGCGACUGCAGGGGGAGACGCCGACGCUCCACGAGCAAACACGCGGGCCGUGCGUCCGAAGACGGUGAAGGGUUUGCGCGCUUCGAAACGCGGCGAAGACACGAAACACGAAGCACACGCGGUUGACGAGCAGAGGCCAGGGGACACGCAGACUGCAAACGGUUCGCAGGCGUCUUGCUGCAAGAUAGAAAAGCGAGGAAAUGUCGGAACGCGUGUACAAGGCCAUUUUUCUCGACACGCAACAGAUGCUGCGGGAGAGGCUGUUCGACACGGCGAGCGUGGGGCCGAGAAGCAGGGCGUCGAGCCAUGCCAAGAGCGCGCCUCAGACAGCUCUGGUCUGGGCCUAUCGGAAACGAAGAAAGGCGAUGGCAGCGACGCUUCACUGUGGACCGAUCUGUGCAGUCAAGAGUGGGAAGUGCGGUGCAGUGACAACGACUUGUUCUGUAGCGGAGAUUGCAGGGCCGCCUUCUUUGCACGCAAGAAUGCUGACAGUCUGCGUAGACAGGUCUUCCGAUCGGAUCGAGGAAUCUGCUGCAGCUGUGGCAUCGACUGUGUCGCCUUGUUAGCGGGCGUAAAGGCCAUGCGAGCGGCGGGCCAAGACGCUGCAACAAUCGGAGCGUUCAUCGGCUCCUUCGCUCCCGCAUUCCGGGCUUUUCCGACCCUCUGCGCGCUACUUAUUCGCGAACCAGUCGACGGCAACGCCUGGCACGCAGACCAUAUCAUUCCCGUCCACCAGGGUGGAGGCCUCUGCGAUCUCACGAACGUCCAGACCCUCUGCCGAGCUUGUCACCAACUUAAAACCAACCACGAGGCUUCGCUGCGUGCCCACCGAAGUUGGAUGGCUCGUCACGGAGAGUUGGCUGCUGGUGACAAGGCUGAGUCGUUCACACAGUGA
Neospora caninum is the source of this 10956-nucleotide messenger RNA. RefSeq lists its product as hypothetical. The record is from RefSeq and is a predicted model, not a curated record. The transcript is spliced from 12 exons. Lineage: Eukaryota; Apicomplexa; Conoidasida; Eucoccidiorida; Sarcocystidae. Gene Ontology annotation, cellular component: nuclear replication fork. Gene Ontology annotation, biological process: DNA repair; replication fork processing. Gene Ontology annotation, molecular function: endonuclease activity; ATP-dependent chromatin remodeler activity; nucleic acid binding. The coding region runs from base 1 to 10956 and encodes 3651 amino acids.